GGGCAAGCAAGCAUGCCACAAUUGGGUCAAUAAAUGUCCCUUUAAAUAAGAAUUUAUUGGCGAGAACUUGCGCUUGGGCGCGAUGAGACGCCCCUGCAGGAAGGUACCCCUACUGAAACAACGUAUUGCUGGUAUUGCGUAUUGCGUCGUCUGCUCUUAGCAUGAGCCAAGUCACAGUUUUGUAUCAACUAAAAACACACGUAAAAAUAAAACAUAUAAAUCUUAGGUGUUCUAUAUACAAAAAAGUAACAAUAUCUUAAUUUUAUAGUUGUUUUCUUUCAUUUACACGAAGCUGACAAUUUUAACAGCGGGGGCUGUUGAGCAAUCCGAAGCAAGCCAAGCAAGAUCCAUCUCCAACGUUUUGUCCCUCGGUGACAGCUGCAACCUCAUGAGCUGUUUACAAACACCUUUUCCUCGGGCGGCCAAAGAAAAGGACAGUCGUUUUCAAUGAGUAGUGGGCCAAUCGCCCUCGCGGGACAUCGCCUACUGCUAAGUUUUCGAAAUCGCUCAUGCUGCGCGGCAAGCGGCUGCAUCGACCUGCUUGUGCGUCAACCGCUCUCCCGCCGCACCACCACCACCACCACCAGCAGCAACGCUCGCGCCGGCAGCAGCAUGUCGCGCGACGUGCGCCCCAGCUGCCCACCGAUGACAGCCAUCGUUGUAUCAAAGAAGAACCUGCCGUCUUUCUCCGAAAAGAGAGCCACACCGCCGCUCACCGACGCCCUCGCCGUUAGCAUGCAGGCACGGAAGACGGGCGAAAACCCUGGCGGCGUGCCUUCGAGUACCGCCGUUGAGUCCGCUCUCCGCUCUGCUCUCGGCAUAGGGCAUUCCGAGACCGUUGGCCCGAGCCCCGCUGCGACAGUUCCCCAGCCCGUACAGCCGUUGCCGGAGGCCAAGGAAGGUGGCAACGUUUCCUCCCAGGACCCCGCCAUACUCGACUGGAGCCUAUGCAACCCCGCCUUGGAGGAGACCGUCGUCGUGACCAAACCUGAAACCAAGGCUACUUCAACCCGUAUGUUGCACCUGCUGCACGGUGACGGUGGUGCGAAGGAAGGCUCGAGCGAGGCAGACGGAGCCGAAAAUUCUGCGUCGGACAUCGCGUCGUCCUCUCCGCGCAAAACGACGGAAGGCGACCCUGGUCCAAAGACUGUCGCGGCCGAAGCCGGCAGUGCUGAACCGUCGUCGAUGGCCGGUGUAAGACGUCCUUUGGCCGGUACGCAAGUCGGUGACGACGCUGGCAGAGCGGCGACCAGUGCGGCGUCUACGCCUGCCAAACGGUCCCGCCUCAGCUGCCCGCGAAAGCGCGUGCCAAAGCUAAACGCAGCUGUCGUACGACGGGAACGGAGCCUCUCUAACGACGGCUCUAGUUCAGACGAGAGCUGCUUGGCCGUUGACGGCGAACCUGCCGGAGAAAGCGAGGUUGCUGCUGGGUCUGGGUGGAUUUCCGAGCUACCCGCUUUACUUCCCUCAGCUGACACCGAGAAUGAUGACGACGACGACCCUGUCUACAGCCUCAAACCACUGUUUGCAGGCAAAUUUGGGUCGCCGUCGUCAUCUAAGAAGUCAAAGAGCACAAAAUCUGCAACGACUACACGGCCGAACUGCUUUGUGGGAAUUCAAGUGGAUAACAUAAACGUCCACAGAACAGCGAAGAGGGUCCAGGACCACAUGCGGAUCCAGGAACCAAAUAUUGAACCAGCGCUCCUGCCCAUAGCUACGUUGCAUAUCACCGUUGUCGUGUUUCGGGUGAACGAUGGUGAUGACUCGCUACAGAGAGCCAAGGACGCACUGAGUCGCGGUUACGAGGCAAUCAAGGAUGACCUUGAAGCCACUCCCCUUGUGCUGCACUUUGAGGGGCUGGACCACUUCGAGAACGAAAUCCUGUAUGCAAAGGUCGUCGGAGAAGACUCACUGUCCCGGCUCAAGGCUCUUAGACAUGUCUGCCGUGAAGAAUUUAAAAAAGCAGACCUGGACUUGACGAGAGGCAAGGCGUUCAGGCCACACCUGACUUUGGCAAAAAUCAGCAGGAAGAUGAGCCGAAAAAACCCAGCGAUAAAGAAGAUUAAAGAAGAAUGGUACACAGAGUUCAAAGAUGAGCCCUUUGGAUCACAACAAGUAAAGAGCCUCCAGCUGCUGUGUAUGACAAAGCCGAAAGACGAACGAGGCUACUAUUACUGCAGUCUGGAGCACAUGUUUGGUGACUUUUCUUCAAAAGACCAAAAUAAUGACGACCACAGUGAAUGCUGCGCACCAGCAUCAUCAAAAUCUGCACCUGGCAAGAUUGAGCAGAAGUUACUUAAGUUAGAUGAUGCAAAGCGAGAAGUGAAGCGAAAGAUAUCGACAUUGACAAACGCAAAACUACAGGAACUCUCUAAAGCAAAGCAGGAAUUCCCUGAAGAAGAGAACAGUUCGGAAGAUUCUGAAGAAGAAGCCUCUAAAUAAUAGGCUUUAGAAUGUACAUGGAAGUGAAAUUAGCCUUUUUUAUAGUUUCUAACUCACUGAUGAGACAGAACUGGCAUGGCACAGGGUUUCCUCCAGAAACAAAGUUUCUGGCAAUGCAAAAACACAUGCUAUGAAAAGAGAAAGCUUUCUUUUUAAGCAUGACAUGCUUAUAAGUAGCAUGCGCCAGCAGAUUUCAAGGAAGAUUUCGAAUAACUUGAUUCAGCUUUUUUAAUUUAUUGUUGCAAAUUAUCACACGUGUAGGGUAUCACCUAUGAAACUAAGCCUAAACCUUCCCUUGCUCCCACUGUGUAGAAAAGCCUGACUAAUGUCUUUUUUAUAUGAAAUUUAUCCUCUCAAUCAAAAAUUGAAAAAUGAAGUUCAAUCACAGCCGUUUUAUACCUCAUCUCACGCACAAUGUCAGUACAAAGUUGAACAACACCUUUUGUAAGACUAACAAGUCUUUUUUAGUCAUUUUUCACCUCAUACAAGUAAAGAUUAGAGCAUUUUGUCCACCUCCAUAACAUCAGCAAACAAACUUGAUGUACUUGGAAUUGCAUUUGAAGUACAUAUGCUCUUAUAUAUGUUUGUCUCCCUAGAUAUUUAGAGCUGCACUUGAAUGUGUUGUACUGUAUUUUUUUAUUCCUGCCUUCCUGCCAUACUGCAGCUGUUACAUCAUUUCGUACGUGUUUGUCCCAAAUUCCUAUCUGUAUUGCUCCGUGGGCCUUGAACGUAUUUCAAAUGAUAAAUCAAUAAAUGAUGUGUCCGCCCAAAA
Dermacentor andersoni is the source of this 3214-nucleotide messenger RNA. RefSeq lists its product as uncharacterized. Gene Ontology annotation, cellular component: cytosol. The record is from RefSeq and is a predicted model, not a curated record. NCBI's taxonomy places the organism in Eukaryota, Metazoa, Arthropoda, Arachnida, Ixodida, Ixodidae. Gene Ontology annotation, molecular function: protein kinase A regulatory subunit binding.